GAUUCACCUGAACCAUGGAACAUCACUUCUCUUCCAUCAGGACACCGGUAACUUUCUCAAACCAGCUUUCACCUGUCCUUACGGUUUGUUCUGACCCACCUUAACGUUAGUCACUGCUUCAAUGUCUGUCUCACCUUCCGCCGUUCAGUAUUCCGACAACGCCAACUCUCUGUCCUACGCUGCCACUCCCUGUAUCCAACACUACUCAUUAUCCCCAAAGCCUGGAAGUAUGUUCGGCAAAUUGAAGAAGACCUUUUCGACCCGCAAGUCUUCCAAGUCGACCAAUAGCUAUAGCCCACGGGACACAGAAGGCGCUGGACACAUGCUUGGUAAUGCGCCUUCAGGUGCACCGGUCAACAAGAAGAACUUUGCAUCCCACGACAGUGGCCUCUCACCGUUCUCAUACCCUCACCCGUUUGACUCAGCGUCACCUGCUACACGAAGGCCCAACAGCUCAAACAUGAAUCCCUUUAGUUCUAACCGCGAUGCCCCGCCAGCGUAUACACCAGGCCCGGCUCAGAACACCCCCGCAGUAACUUCAGCCCCAACUACCGAUAUCGAAGAGGACGAUCCGUAUGACUUCCUUCGAAGCUUCGAUACAGUCUUUCUAAUCGAUGAUUCUGGAUCCAUGGCCGGCCGCUCUUGGAGGGAGACUGGCAAGGCUCUUGAAGUGAUUGCACCGAUCUGCACCAAGCGUGAUGCAGACGGAAUCGACAUCUACUUCCUCAACCACCCCGACUCUAGCAUUUACAAGAACGUUACUUCAGCGGGUACCGUCAUCGAAAUCUUCCAGACCGUGCGUCCCAGGGGUGCCACACCGACCGGUCAGCGCUUGAACAAGAUUCUCGAGUCCUAUCUCCAGCGAUUCAUGCUCGACAAAACUAUCAAGCCCAUGAACAUCAUUGUCAUCACCGAUGGUGUGCCAUCCGACGAUCUUGAAACUCACAUCAUUUCAGCCGCCAGGAAGCUCGACGAGGAGAAAGCAAUAGCACACCAAAUUGGCAUCCAGUUCUUCCAGGUUGGCAAGGAGCCUGGUGCAAGGGAGCAUCUCAUGCAGCUUGAUGAUGGCCUUGUUCACCUAGCGCGCAUGGACGGCAGGGGAAUUCCGCGGGACAUUGUUGACACGGUGCCUUUCACUGGUGACGGGAAUGCUGAGCUCACCGGCACAGGAAUACUCAAGGCCACUAUGGGAGCUAUCAAUCGCCGAUGGGACUAUGCUUCUAAGGGAAUACAUCGAAAAUAGUUAGGCGUGGCUUGUUUCUGCAAGGUCACAGUGUCAUUCACGGAUGGACCUGUUGGUGGGGUUGUCUUAAUCCAUCAAUUUGAUACGUUCAACGAUACGGCUUUUGGCGUUGAUUGGGUGGUUCAACUUGCUUGCUUAGGGAGGUGGUGUCAUUAUGGGCGUUGGUGGUUCGACGCCCCUACUUUGUGGGCUCUCUCUGCAUACGGUUCUCAAAGAUCCGCCAUAGACAUCCUGGGUUGAUCAUAGCUAGUCAUUUCUUGUCCACUUUUCACUCUUCUCCAUACGUUUAUGACUGGUAAAGAUAGUACUUUCACCCAUUAGUUCUAUGGAGCAAUUACCUAGUAAUUCUACAACAGGGCAAAUUUCCUGAGUACCCUCUUUGUGAACGUCGUCCCACAAAGGAGGGGUAGGCUUCGUGCAU
Alternaria rosae is the source of this 1664-nucleotide messenger RNA. RefSeq lists its product as uncharacterized. The transcript has 2 exons. NCBI's taxonomy places the organism in Eukaryota, Fungi, Ascomycota, Dothideomycetes, Pleosporales, Pleosporaceae. The record is from RefSeq and is a predicted model, not a curated record. Bases 122 to 1243 code for a protein of 373 amino acids.